Messenger RNA from Dreissena polymorpha, 1152 nucleotides. Its product is annotated as neurogenic locus notch homolog protein 1-like. Gene Ontology annotation, molecular function: calcium ion binding. Gene Ontology annotation, cellular component: protein-containing complex; plasma membrane. The record is from RefSeq and is a predicted model, not a curated record. The coding region runs from base 51 to 1112 and encodes 353 amino acids. The transcript is spliced from 6 exons. NCBI's taxonomy places the organism in Eukaryota, Metazoa, Mollusca, Bivalvia, Myida, Dreissenidae. Gene Ontology annotation, biological process: establishment or maintenance of epithelial cell apical/basal polarity; heterophilic cell-cell adhesion.
UUACCAAAGUCAUCAGUCAUCUAUUGCAACAUUCCGAAUAAGAAAUUGCGAUGUCUAUUUAUGUUUAUUUAAUAUUUAGCAUCGUCCAUAUAGUUAACACGAUUCCCAGUGUAGACUAUAGGAACCAGUAUCCUGAUAUUCCAUGUGGAAACUUGACAUGUUACGGGCCCUUUACAGCCAAAUGCGACUUGAACGAUUCUCGCCCAUGCAGAUGCCUGGUUGGAUUUAUGGGAAACACUUGUAGAGAAGACGAAAACGAAUGCACGAAAGGAUAUCCGUGUAUAAAUCGAGGGCAUUGCAUAAACACAAUCGGGAGUUUCAGUUGUAACUGUCUAAGAGGUUGGGCUGGAGACCAUUGUCAACUUGAGACCGGAGAUCCACAAGAAUGUAUGCCAGGUUGGAGUCUACCGAGAUGUACGCACGAUUUGGAUGAAUGUCUUAAUACGUCACUGUAUACAUGUGCGGAAAAUCAACAUUGUCUUAAUACACGUGGAAACUAUACCUGUGAGUGUAAUGCUGGUUGGAAAGGAAUUGGAUGUCUCGAGGACAUAGAUGAAUGCGAAUCUUACAUGUGCAAAAACAAUGGAACUUGUGACAAUACUCGUGGAUCUUUUAUCUGUCAAUGCCAAGACGGAUGGCGGGGAUAUGAUUGUGCAGCAGAUGUAGACGAAUGUCUGACGUCCAGCUGCAAGAACAACGGGUCGUGUAUAAAUACAAAUGGGUCGUUUAGUUGUCAAUGUCAACAUGGUUGGGAUGGCUAUAGUUGUGCGGAUGAUGUGAACGAAUGCUCUGCAAGUCCCUGUUAUAGCAACGAAACGUGUAUAAAUACAAAUGGUUCGUUCCGCUGCCAGUUUUAUGAAAACUAUGAUCAUAGAAACGAAACUGUAGCUGAUUUUAUUGACAAAUUAAAUUUGACCGAUAGAGAUGUUGGUGUUGUUCCUGCCGAUGAACGUAUAUACAAUGACAAUAAGGACAAAACAUUGCCUAAAGAAAACAUCGGCAUUGCAAUGAUCAGUGCAGGGUCUGCCUUAGGAACCAUAACGUUACUGGUUGGAAUUCGAAUAACAUAUAUCACUUUUCAGAAAAGACGAGUCGCUCCGACAAACGCUUGAAGACAUCUUAAACGAAGAAAUCAUAACAACCACGUGUGUC